CGUUUCGAUUCCAAGAAUCCUUCUUUCCUCCAAUUUCACAUUGCACAUAGCCCAUCAAAGACUCGUGCUUUUUAUGCCUUUAUGUCAUUAUCGCACUCAAAACUCCAAAACUUUUCCCCGGAGACCUCUUCAGCUCAUAGUUCCUCAAAUCUCUGAAAUUGGGUUUCAAUUUCUUCACACAACUAGCUAAUCAUCGCGAGUUUGAAGCGCCCCUACAGGGAAAAUUCAAUGUAUCCCAAGGUGAAGGUGAGGGAUCAGCAGGAAGAGGAUGAUCAGUAUGCUUAUGGAUUGGGUUCUUUGCCAUCCUUAAAAGCUUUUGAUGCCAUCUCCAUCUCUGACUUGUCUUCUCCAGAUGAUUCUCCAACAUCAGUUGUAAGGAUUCCCAGGUCAUAUAUCUCAAAUUCAGCCAAGCCCGCAAGUCCUGUCUCCACAGGUGCAACGAAUAACAAGAGCCAAAAAACUUCAAGUGAAGGCACAACUAAACCGAGAUCUAGUUCAGUCCCAAGACCACGAGCAGUCUUAUCUAGUCCUGAUAAUGAUCAAAGGAUAGGAGUUAGUAACAAGCCGAGAGCUAAAUUGCUUCCUGGAUUGAAAAGUCAGAACACGUGCCAAAGUAGACAUACACAAUGCAAAAUUAUUCCCAGAAUGGCGAAAGCUGAAAGCCCUUUAAACGCUAUAGAGUUCAAAGAUUCAGAUCAAAGCAAAAUAAUUCCUAGAAUGACCAUAGGUGAAAGCCGCCCUAUAAACGCUAAAGAGUUCAAAGAUUCAGUUCAUGGUGAGACUGGCCUUCAGGUUAAAGGAAGGUUAGCGAGAACUGAACUGAAUCAGAAGACACAUAUCAGAAAAGGGCCGGGUUCUGCUAGAAGUAAAGCACUCGGGAAUUCCAAAGUGGCGGAGUAAAUUAUAAUUUUGAUUGAACCGCUCUUGCCAGCUGAAGUUCGUUUACACGAAUACGAUAUUCAAACUAAUAGAUUUGUAGAACUCAGAUCUCAUCUCCCUCUUGCAGCGAGCAUGUUGCCGGGAUCUUCUUUCUGAAAUCUAACUGCUAACGCUGCUCUACUUGUUUCAGAACAAGCUAAACUGUCCGAGUAAGCUAAAAAGUUAGAGCAGCUUCUUGUUCGUGUUUCUUGGUUUUCUUAGCAUUUGUUGCAUCAACCUCUGUGUUGAUCCAUUGUGGCUCUGAAGUGUUUUAUAUGAUGAUUGAUGAGUGCCAGUUUUCCACUUUUUCUUCUCAUUUUUCGACUCUCGAACUCUUCGUUCGUGUAAUUCUUUCUUAUGAUAAUGGAGUAUGAAAGAAUAAAUUUACUUGAGUGGCAA
Molecule: messenger RNA, 1317 nt
Organism: Ipomoea triloba (trilobed morning glory)
Lineage: Eukaryota; Viridiplantae; Streptophyta; Magnoliopsida; Solanales; Convolvulaceae
Exons: 5
Coding region: 229-900 (223 amino acids)
Source: RefSeq, a predicted model, not a curated record